AGCUUACGAAAAUACAUGCUGGAGCCAUGAAUCAAACUCCGUCAUGUGACGGAGGGGAGGUACUGGGCUGGCUCCCAGCCAGUGGUAGGAGCUGAUGGGUGGAACGAACGGAGCAUAAAAAGACUAAUAUGACUAACGGAUCCUGGAUGCGUGGUACCCUUAUUUGGAUCUACAGGAAUGUAGGCUCUAGCAGUUCUGCAGCUCUACCAGCCUUUUUCCUGACACUGGAACUGCUGCUCACAAAGUAGAAUCCUGCUGCUCUGUGGCAGGAAGGAUAGAGAAAGAACAUGGCCUGCAUUUUGAAGCGAAAGUCCAUUUUUGCUGUGAGUUUCAUUGCCGCAUUCCUCUGUCUGAUCAUUGUUCGUCUCACAAAUGAAGUAACUUUCCCUUUGAUCCUGAACUGCUUCGGACAAACCAGUGUCAAAUGGAUACCAUUUUCUAAUGGCCAAAGGCAGCCUCUGAGAACUCAUUACGGAUAUAUAAAUGUGAAAACACAAGAGCCUCUACGACUUGACUGUGACUUCUGUGCCAUUGUUUCAAACUCGGGACAGAUGGCUGGCCAGAAGUUGGGAGCCGAGAUAGACAAGUCCUCCUGCAUUUGGAGGAUGAACAAUGCUCCCACAAAGGGCUAUGAGGAGGAUGUUGGGAAGAGGACAACUGUAAGAGUGGUCUCUCACACAAGCGUGCCUCUCCUUCUCAAGAAUCCCGAGUACUUUUUCAAAGAAACCAACAACACUGUUUAUGUGAUCUGGGGACCUUUCCGAAAUAUGAGGAAGGAUGGAAAUGGCAUUGUGUACAACAUGCUGAAGAAAACCGUUGACAGCUACCCAACUGCCAAAAUCUAUGUGACAACAGAAAAGCGCAUGAGUUACUGUGAUGCAGUAUUUAAGAAGGAGACAGGAAAAGACCGGGUCCAGUCAGGUUCAUAUCUCAGCACGGGUUGGUUCACCUUAAUUUUGGCUAUGGAUGCCUGCUAUGGAAUUCACGUCUAUGGGAUGAUAAAUGACACCUACUGCAAGUCAGAAAGCUUUCGUAAAGUUCCCUAUCACUAUUACGAGCCAGGAAGAGAUGAAUGCGAGGAAUACUUUCUGCAUGAAAAUGCUCCAUAUGGAGGCCAUAGGUUUAUCACGGAAAAGAAAGUAUUUGCUAAAUGGGCCAAGAAACACACAAUAAUAUUUACACACCCCAACUGGACAGUGUCUUGAUACUGGUUUUCUCAACACUCCCUUAACAGCAUAUUACAAAAAUGUCUCAGUUUACAACAAUUUUGCUUACAUCUGGCUGGCCUUUCUCAGCCUAGGUAACACUAAACUAAAAGCCAGAAGACAAAGAGGGUGAUGGUUCAGCUGUUAAGCAAAUUGAUCAUCUCUGGGAGGCAGACACAUUGUUUGUUAUUUCUUAGGGUUGUACUCCACACAAUGCACUUUAUGCUUUAACUGGAUUUCAUUUCAAGGCAGUAGCAAUUAAAGACAGAUGAGAUUUCCUGUAUAUACAGGGGCACACAGAGGACAUGAUGGUCCUUUAAAACUUGUUCAUCACCUUACAUAAUUAAAAUUCAUAUUUGCAGCUGGUAUUGGAAGAAAUUUUCCACAAAAGAAAUAUGAGGUAAAAUACAGACCUCCAAAGUCCAUGAGUGAAUUGAUUUAAAAAAACACCUGAACACAUGCAAGCACCUGCAUAUAUGGUAAAAUUAGAGAUGAGCUAACCAGGAUUCUUGAACUGUACACAACUCUUGCAUGAGAAGAUACUGUUUAAGGCUCACAAUUAGUUCAUAACUUCUGAAAUGCAACUUCCUUCCACCCUGGUCAGGCUGCACCUGAUUGGAUUACGUGAUUUCUACUUUUGGAGGCAGUUGUCCCACAGUUUAGCUCCAGCAGCAUGGCACUUAGCAAAGAUUGUGUUUUGCAGUCCAUGCUGAACCUUUGGGUGUUUUACCAACCCUACUGUCACUACCCAAGCUGGCUAGUAUUGUCUCACAAACAUCUCCAUUUACUCCAGUUGUGUCUUAGAGUUGCUUCAACAUCCAAAUACCUGCAUUUUGACAGUAUUUCCUAGGCAGUCAUCAUCAUUUAUUUAAAAUCUCCAGUUUCUCCAUCUUUAAAAGCAGGGAUAGUAUCUAUCUACCUCACAAGGGAGUUGUGAGGAUUAAUUUAAAUCCAUAAAGCACUUUCCUGAUGAAGAAUGCUACAGAGAAUUUAUUCUUAACGCAAAAACAAUGGUACCUGUCAUUUAUUCUUGUCUGUUGGGUAUUUGAAGAAAGUGACAGUGUGUCUGGAUCUGAUGAUGAAUUGUUCUGUGCAUCUGCUUUCCUGCUGAGCAUAAUUUGUAAUACGGGGUUCUUUCAGCUUGCAUUGCUUCAAAUGGAGUUGAAAGAACUCACCCCCUUGCAGUAUUAUCUGCACAUCAAGAGGUAGUUCAAGAAUUUUAAAACAUACUCAUCUCUAGUUGAAAUAUGUAUUUCCAAGCUUACUCUCAUAGAAUGUUUUCAACUGCAGCAGACUCAUUUGUAAUAUGACCAUAAUUCAACUAUACAUGUAAGUUUUAUUUAAACUGUAUUUAAAUUAAUGCUUUAAGUUUAGAAUGUGUCCUAUGAAUAUUUUAAUAUCUGGAAUGUCAGAUUCAACACUGUAAUAGCCAAUACUGUGAACACUUGAAAGAAUUAUGUGUGAAACAUGACACACAGGGUUUACUCACACUACUUAAACAUUAACCAACAGGAAACUUUGUAUGCUUUUGUAAAUCAUGAAAAGGGGAAAGUAAAAAGCUAUUUUUACAUGUAAGUAUUUGUA
Pezoporus flaviventris is the source of this 2789-nucleotide messenger RNA. RefSeq names its product ST6 N-acetylgalactosaminide alpha-2,6-sialyltransferase 3 (gene ST6GALNAC3). The transcript is spliced from 5 exons. NCBI's taxonomy places the organism in Eukaryota, Metazoa, Chordata, Aves, Psittaciformes, Psittacidae. Gene Ontology annotation, molecular function: alpha-N-acetylgalactosaminide alpha-2,6-sialyltransferase activity. The record is from RefSeq and is a predicted model, not a curated record. Gene Ontology annotation, biological process: oligosaccharide metabolic process; ganglioside biosynthetic process. The coding region runs from base 288 to 1205 and encodes 305 amino acids.